Asparagus officinalis (garden asparagus) is the source of this 1743-nucleotide messenger RNA. Its product is annotated as protein FAR1-RELATED SEQUENCE 5-like. Gene Ontology annotation, biological process: regulation of DNA-templated transcription. The coding region runs from base 1 to 1743 and encodes 580 amino acids. NCBI's taxonomy places the organism in Eukaryota, Viridiplantae, Streptophyta, Magnoliopsida, Asparagales, Asparagaceae. Gene Ontology annotation, molecular function: zinc ion binding. The record is from RefSeq and is a predicted model, not a curated record. The transcript has 6 exons.
AUGGAGUCAGAGAAUUCAACUACUGUAGAGUUCGGAAUGAGAGAAUCAAGUGUUAUUGGAAGUGAAAUUGCGGCCAAUACUGUAAAUCAUCCUAAACCACUACUUGGAAUGAAGUUUAAUAGUUAUGAAGAAGCUUAUAAUUAUUAUAACUCUUAUGCAUUGUUGAUGGGUUUUGGAAUAAGGAAGAGCACGGUAAAUUACUCUCGCAAGACUAGAGAAGUGGUAGACAGAAAAACUAAUAAGUUCAGUCUUCCAUUUGCUCCAUUUACUGGUGUAAAUCACCACAGGCAGUCUACUUUACUUGGUGCUAUUUUAACAGAUCAGGAUAGAGCAAUGUGUAAUGCUAUUCACUCAGUGUUUCUAACGACAAGACACCGUUAUUGCUAUUGGCACAUGCAAAAGCACAUUAUGGAUCAUUUGCCUACUUUGGGGUCUCGUUAUGGUGAACAGUUUCAAAGGUAUUGGGGCUUGUGGUAUAAUAGUUCUUCAAUUGAACAAUGUGAAGGAUAUUGGGUUGAGAUGAAAGAGAAGUUUGAUAUAAAUGAAGAAGGGGAGGGAUGGUUGCAAACAGUUUACAAAUGCAGAGAACACUGGGUGCCGUGUUAUCUGAAGGACACUUUUUUUGCUGGAAUGAGAUCGAGCCAAAGGAGUGAAAGUAUUAAUGCAUUUUUUGAUGGGUAUGUUAACUCACAGACUCAGUUACACGAGUUUGUGACACAAUAUGAAAAAGCAACUCAGUUACACGAGUUUGUGACACAAUAUGAAAAAGCAGUAACUCAUCGUCGCUUAAGUGAAGCCCAUGAAGAUUUUAAGAGUCUGAACACAAAGCCGGUUAUGCUCCUUGGACAUCCAAUUGAGAUCCAAGCUGGAGAAAUGUAUACACGCAAUAUGUUUGAUGUGUUCCAUACUGAAUUCAAAGGAUUUGGUACAGAGUUCUGUGAAGAAUUGAGAAAAGAUGGGGACAUUGUUGAAUACAAGAUCUGUAAGUUUACAGAUAGAGAAAAAUGGGAGGUGGUUACUUAUGAACAAUCUAGUCAUAUUCAGUUCUGUUGCACUUGUGCUUUGUUUGAAACUAAUGGUGUUGUAUGUAGACAUAUAUUGUCGCUAAUGAUAGCUAUGCAGAUGGAUUCAUUACCCGACCAUUACAUCCUACACCGUUGGACUAUACAUGCUCGACAUCGUAACAUUGGGGUUGGUAAUAUUAUAUUUGGAAGAAACAUCACACGCUGUGAAGAGAAGAUUAAUUUAUUGAAAUCUUGGGCUUUAAGAGCAAAAUUCAAUAAUGUGCUCGAGCUUGCAUUUGCUUCAGAAGAGAAGAUGCAAAAACUAGAUGAUGUGCUAACAAAUUUCAUAGAAUCACUGGAAGAAGAAAUUGGAGAAACUCAAUAUCAAAUGAUGGAUAUUCCUCAAAUUUCCGCACCCAUCUCACAUACAAUGGAGCACAUUCCUCAUAUUACAGUUCGUGAUCCUGAUAGACCUGCAAGGACUAAAGGUCGUCCACACAAUGCUACUAGAAUCCAAUCAGGUUUAGAACAAGCACAAGAAAAGAAAGAAAGGAAGAAACGUAUAUGUAGCAAAUGUGGUGAACUCGGGCAUUAUAGAACUAGCUCUUUGCUGUGGCUUAUAUUCAGCUACUUUGGUUGUAGCUCAAUUCUCUUUUAUGCAGCUAUCUUCUCAAUCCUGGUGUUUCAGCAGGGUUUUAGAAGCAUUUGGAAGUUGUUCUGUGAAAAGCAGAAGCAAUAA